AUGGAGUCAGACAUAAAAGUGAAUGAGGAUUUUAAAAGCCAGUUUAAGGCUUAUCAAGAACAACAGGAGAAGCGGCUGCAAAACCUGGUGGAGAGGAAGAAGAAGCAGCAGAAGAGUCAGAAGGGGGAUGAUGGCAGUGCAAAGGAGACUUCCAGAGUCCCAGAUGAUCUAGCCCUGUCUGAAGCAGGGCAGCCUGUGAAUGAAGAUGGCAGCAAAAGGUUGCUUGAGGCUGAGAAGGAGCAGCUGCAGGAUCAGCUUCAAGAGGUCCAGGAUGAGAACUGCAGACUGUACAAACUGAUGGCAGAGAAAGAUUUUGAAAUCAAGCAGCUCCAGAAGAAAAUACAGGAGGACAGAUUGGCUUUGUCAGGGGCCUCUGGUUUAGCUGGAGAUGUUGCAGCUGCUAAAAUAGUUGAACUGGCCAAAAAGAAUCGUGAGAUAACUGCUGAGACUGAGAGUGAAAGAGCCAAAGUGAAGCAGCUGAAUAACAAAGUCAAGGAGCUGGAGAGAGAACUACAGACAGCCCUGGAUAAAAUCCACUCUCUUGGUGGUGGUGAUGCAGGAAUCAGCCAAUCAACUCUGAAGAUGAUAGAAGAAAACUUGGCUGAAAGCCCAGAGGUGAAAGCACUGCAAGAAAAACUGACCACAGCCAACUUCAAAGUGCUGGAGUAUCGUAACCAGCUCCAGACUGCCAGACAGGAGCUGAAGAUGGCCCAGAAGCUCUUGGCCAGUGAAGCUGGUGAAGAUGUGAAUGUUCAAAGUCUCUUGGCCAAUCCUGGCAGCUGGCGUGGGCGAGCCCAGCAAAUCCUUGUUCUCCAGAGCAAGGUUCGAGAGCUGGAGAGUCGUCUGAGUCAGGACAAGAGCAGCAGGGAGGGGGCUGAGGAGCUGCUGGAGCUGAGUGACCCAAGGAAGCUCUCAGCCCAGGAGAGGAACUUCUCCAAGAUUCGCAGCUUGGAGAAAGAAAAGAAGGAAACUUUAGAGAAACUCUCUGGGGAACAUGAUGCUCUCCAAAAAAGCCAUGAAGAAGUGAAGAAAAAACUGGAGGCAUCAAAAGCCAGGAACAAAGUACUGUGCAGUGAAGUGAAAACCCUGAAGGGACAGAUUACAACCUUGCUGGAGAAAGGAAAGCAUGAUGAUGAGCUCAUAGAUGCCUUACUGAGCCAGCAGAAGCAAAUGCAGGAGAUCUUAAAGCACCUGAGCCAGCAGGAUGAGAAGAACAAGGAGUCCCAGCAGAUGCUGGGGCAGCACUUGAACAGUGAGGUUCAGAAACAAAACUGCCUCAUAGAGCAGCUCAGACAGCUGCUGGCCCAACGAGAAGCAAAGGUCAAAGAGCUGGAAGAGGAGAUUGGGCAGCUCAGACUUCAGAAGAAAUCUGCCCAUCAAGGGGAGGACAGUUCAGGAGCUGCUGCUUCACCCCCUUCAGAGCACUCAGAAGAUCCAGGUUUCACUCUGCUGAAUCCUUUGCCAUCAGGCAGCAAUCAGGUUGGAAGGAUUGGAUCUGCUUGCACAGUGUCCAGCAUGGGCCACACUCUUGUAGAGUCAGCAGCUACCAAGCCUUCCCUUCUUGAGAGGGACAUCUCACCUGGAAGGCUGGCCGGCAGGGACAGCCCAGAUGUGCCCAGACAGAGCAGAGAGCACAGGGCUCUCUGCCAGGCUGCUGAGCUGGAGAGGGACAGGCUGCUGGAGCUGCUCACCGUGCUGCAGAGGAGGGUGGAGGAAGGCACCAAUAAAGUCUUGGAAGCUGAGAAGAAGCUUCAGGAAGAGCGACGGCGGCGUGGCCUCGUGGAACAGCAGCUUGAAAAACUGCAGGUGGAUGCAGGGAGGACCACAAGUGCACAGAAACCUCCCCUGAGGGGCAGAGCAGGCCAGGCCACCAGUCACUGGAGACUCACCUUGAAUGGGGGUGACAAGAAGGAGCUCCCUGCAGCCCAGCUCUCCAAGCUGCCCCUGGAGUCACAGAUAGAGGAGCUGAGCACAAGGCUUGGCAUCCAGCUGGAUGAGAAUGAAGCUCUGAAGGCUGCUUUGGAGGCUACUGUGAGAAAGAAAGAGGAAGACUUUCAACUCUACCAGGACACAAUGGAGCAAAUGAAGGCUAUCUUCUUACAGGCCAUUCAGCAGCAGAAACAAGAGAGGAGUUAA
This is a messenger RNA of Merops nubicus (carmine bee-eater), 2136 nucleotides long. It is a transcript of the gene CCDC13, whose product is annotated as coiled-coil domain containing 13. Gene Ontology annotation, biological process: cytoplasmic microtubule organization; non-motile cilium assembly. Lineage: Eukaryota; Metazoa; Chordata; Aves; Coraciiformes; Meropidae. The coding region runs from base 1 to 2136 and encodes 711 amino acids. Gene Ontology annotation, cellular component: centriolar satellite. The record is from RefSeq and is a predicted model, not a curated record. The transcript is spliced from 15 exons.